This is a messenger RNA of Stegodyphus dumicola, 495 nucleotides long. RefSeq names its product cyclin-dependent kinase 20-like. Gene Ontology annotation, biological process: protein phosphorylation. Gene Ontology annotation, molecular function: protein serine/threonine kinase activity; ATP binding. The record is from RefSeq and is a predicted model, not a curated record. NCBI's taxonomy places the organism in Eukaryota, Metazoa, Arthropoda, Arachnida, Araneae, Eresidae. Gene Ontology annotation, cellular component: nucleus.
AUUGUGCAAUUGUUGGAUGUAUUCUCAUAUGGAGCUGGUGUGGUACUGGUUUUUGAAUAUAUGCCUACAGAUUUAUCAAUUCUUUUACGUGAUACGGAAAAUCCUUUGACAGAAUCUCAGAUCAAAGCCUAUCUUAUUAUGCUUUUAAAAGGUGUGGCUUAUUAUCAUAGUCUUGGAAUUAUGCAUAGGGAUUUAAAACCUGCUAAUUUAUUGAUUUCUUCUACUGGGCAUUUAAAAAUUGCUGAUUUUGGUCAAGCUGAUUUAUUCGGAAAAAAAGAGCAAAAUUAUAGUCAUCAAGUUGCUACCAGGUGGUACAGGGCUCCUGAGUUAUUAUAUGGAUCACGUUCUUAUAACGAAGCAGUUGAUUUAUGGGCUGUUGGAUGUAUAUUUGGUGAAAUGCUGAACAAAUUUCCUCUGUUUAGGGGUGAAAAUGAUAUAGAACAGUUAUGUUUAGUUCUUCAGACGUUAGGGACACCAACAGAAGAAAUUUGGCCG